CGACGAAUCGCACCCGAGAAGCUGAGGAGCAGCACAGCAGUAACCAUUAAAGCGCUUCAGAUGUAUACUGACCAGAAGAAAUGUCAAGAGUUGGCCAGUUCCUCGUCCUUUUACAGCAAGAUAUAUUCAGAAGUAGAAGAGAUAGGGUGGAGGCAUCUUGUUAGAUUGGGGGAAGAUUUGACAUCUCUUAGUUUUCGUAUAAUAGACAAGAAGGGAAGAACACAUACUAUAAUGAUAGAAUUGGAUAAAGGCUAUCCAAAAUCUCCACCCUCAAUAUCGGCGGAUGUGCCGUGCAUCUUCAAUUUGCAAUGGUCAGCAAACUCAACGCUAAAAGAUGUUGUGAAGCAGUUUAGACAGCAUCUGGAUAAGCUUCAACCCUUCUGGUCUACAAUGGAUGAAAUUGACGGCUCUCUUCGGGUUUUUAAUCCUAAACAUCCACGGCUUGCUUCAUCACAUCGCCAAAUAGAUAUAGGUAAUGAUUGCUAUAUCAUCUUGUCUAUAGAUCCGGAUGACCCAAAAGCCCUGCCAGAGUGCCACUUUAUUGGUUCAGAUUCAGAGGUGAACAUACUGCAUGGAAUGUGGAGGAGAAAUUGCCAAAGAUGGAUUAAAGACAAACCAUUUGCUGAAAAUCUGGUCAAUUUAUUGAAAAUUCAAUUACCUGGCCCUCCUGAUGAACGGAAGAGUGAACAGCAGUCUGAAUGUGGAAUUUGUUAUGCACCAUAUCUCCCAAUUGAUGAUGAGCUUGGCACAAAGAGUGGGAGUGGAACUGAUUAUGCAUGUGAAAAUAACAACUGCAGUAAAGCCUUCCACAGUAUUUGCCUUGGAGAUUGGCUGCGUUCCAUCACAACAACAAGGCAGUCAUUUGAUGUUCUAUUUGGGAAUUGUCCCUACUGCUCAGAUCCUAUUGCAGUCAAAAUCAUUACCAAGAAGUAAAACAGCUUAGCAUUUUUUUGUGACCCCACAAAAUUAGUAUACCCGAUUCUUCAGCUGCCUCCUCACAACAUUCAAAGUGGAUAUUAAAACAAGGUCAGAUCACAUUCAUUGGAACUUGGAAGGAAAAAUUUUGGAACUGUCUGCCUUGAUUUAUGUUAUCCCUACAUUGUCUCUCCUUUCCCCAUAAUAAGAAGAAGAAGAAGAAGAAGAAAAAAAAAGGUUACGUCACAAUGAUUUUACUUGUUUGUGGCCAUUUUUAUCUGAAAUGAUUUCAUGCGUCAGUCUAUUGGUAAUUAACCAGGAAGUACUAAGAAACAGCAUAUUCAGUUUAGUAUAUGGUGUGUUCUGUCAAGUAUUGUCAGUUGAUAGGUAAAAUCUUCAUAUGAUUUGUCUUGACAGAACUUCAUUGUAUUUCACUUGUGAUUAAAUAGUCAUUAUUAUU
Ipomoea nil (Japanese morning glory) is the source of this 1375-nucleotide messenger RNA. Its product is annotated as E3 ubiquitin-protein ligase FANCL. The record is from RefSeq and is a predicted model, not a curated record. Gene Ontology annotation, biological process: interstrand cross-link repair; protein monoubiquitination. The transcript has 11 exons. Gene Ontology annotation, cellular component: Fanconi anaemia nuclear complex; nucleus. NCBI's taxonomy places the organism in Eukaryota, Viridiplantae, Streptophyta, Magnoliopsida, Solanales, Convolvulaceae. Gene Ontology annotation, molecular function: ubiquitin protein ligase activity. Bases 61 to 933 code for a protein of 290 amino acids.